Molecule: messenger RNA, 2542 nt
Organism: Diospyros lotus (date-plum)
Lineage: Eukaryota; Viridiplantae; Streptophyta; Magnoliopsida; Ericales; Ebenaceae
Product: probable cytosolic oligopeptidase A
Exons: 17
Coding region: 16-2391 (791 amino acids)
Biological process (GO): proteolysis; peptide metabolic process
Molecular function (GO): metalloendopeptidase activity
Source: RefSeq, a predicted model, not a curated record
GUGCCAAACAACAGAAUGAGAAUGAACCAUCCUCAUCUAAUUGGAGCCGACCGCAUUAUAUUACUACUAGUAGUGGUCAUGGCGUCCCGCAUUUCCCUCGCUCGCUCCAUCCACAUCCACGUCCACUACCCUCUCCAACCCCUCUGCCCAUUGCGACGCCCCUCUCACCCCCGCAUUCUUCACCCCAAAUCCCGCCCCUGCCCCCUCUGGUCCUCUUCCUUCCCCCGCUGCCUCCGCCUCCAAACCCUAAUCCGCCGCUCCUUCUCCGUCUCCGAUUGCCCCAAGAUGUCCUCCCCCCCCGACGCCAAUCCUCUCCUCAAGGAUUUCGAUUUUCCGCCCUUCGACGCCAUCGCAGCGGAGCACGUUCGCCCCGGGAUUCGCGACUUGCUGAAGAAACUAGAGAGUGAACUGGUUGAACUGGAGAAGGCGGUGGAGCCGACGUGGCCGAAGCUGGUCGAGCCCCUGGAGAAGAUCAUCGAUCGCCUGGCCGUGGUCUGGGGCGCCGUUAAUCAUCUGAAGUCUGUUAAGGACACUGCCGAACUCCGUUCCGCUAUCGAGGAAGUUCAGCCAGAGAAAGUUGAGUUUGAGCUUAAGUUGGGGCAGAGCAAGCCACUUUACAGUGCAUUUAAAGCUAUCAGAGAAUCUUCUGAGUGGGAAUCACUGAGUGAUGCUGGUAAACGUAUAGUGGAAUCUCAAAUAAAGGAAGCAGUUCUUAAUGGUGUGUCUCUUGAAGAUGAUAAAAGAGACCAAUUUAACAAAAUUCAACAGGAGCUUGCAAGGCUAUCUCAAAAAUUUGAGGAAAAUGUUUUGGAUGCCACAAAGAAGUUUGAGAAAUUAAUUGUGGAUAAGAAGGAGAUCGAAGGACUUCCAGCCACUGCUCUAGGAUUGGCUGCACAAACAGCUGUGUCCAAGGGCCAUGAAAAUGCUACAGCUGAAAAUGGUCCAUGGGUGAUCACUUUGGAUGCUCCAAGUUACAUGUCUGUGAUGCAACAUGCUCGAAAUCGAUCUCUGCGCGAGGAAAUCUAUCGUGCUUUUGUAAUGCGUGCUUCUAGUGGAGAACUAGACAAUACUGCAAUUAUUGACCAAAUUUUAUCGCUACGGUUGGAGAAGGCUAAGCUUCUAGGCUACAAUAACCAUGCUGAGGUAAGCAUGGCUACCAAAAUGGCAACUGUAGAUAAAGCACAAGAGCUCCUAGAAAAGCUUCGGAGUGCCUCUUGGAGUGCUGCUGUCAAAGACAUGGAAGACCUCAAACAGUUUUGCGAAACCCAAGGUGCCCCCGAAGCUAAUGAUUUGAGCCAUUGGGAUAUCACCUUCUGGAGUGAGAGGCUUCGUGAGUCAAAAUAUGAAAUAAACGAGGAAGAGUUACGCCCAUAUUUCUCAUUGCCUAAAGUUUUGGAUGGCCUUUUCAACCUUGCAAAGAUGCUGUUUGGGAUUCAAAUUGAACCUGCUGAUGGUUCAGCUCCGGUUUGGAACAAGGAUGUGAAGUUCUACCGUGUCAAUGAUUCUUCAGUCAAUCCAAUUGCAUACUUCUAUUUUGACCCAUAUUCUCGUCCAUCUGAAAAACGAGGUGGUGCGUGGAUGGAUGAGGUUGUUGCUCGGAGUCGUGUAUUUUCCCGAGAUGGUGCCUCUCCUAGGUUACCUGUUGCUCACAUGGUCUGCAAUCAAAUGCCACCAGUUGGUGACAAACCAAGUCUUAUGACUUUCCGUGAGGUUGAGACGGUCUUCCAUGAGUUUGGUCAUGCUCUUCAGCAUAUGCUGACAAAGCAAGAUGAGGGUCUAGUUGCUGGUAUUCGAGGAAUAGAGUGGGACGCCGUCGAACUUCCCUCUCAAUUCAUGGAAAAUUGGUGUUAUCAUAGGGAUACUUUGAUGGGCAUAGCAAAGCAUUAUGAAACUGGGGAGAGUCUCCCUGAAGACAUAUAUCAGAAGCUCCUUGCAGCUCGAACUUAUCGUGCAGGCUCCCUAAGUCUUCGUCAGUUGAGAUUUGCCUGUCUUGAUCUGGAGUUGCAUACCAAAUAUAUUCCUGGUGGAUCAGAAUCGAUCUAUGAUGUUGAUCAGAGGGUUAGUAAAAGAACACAAGUAAUCCCUCCAUUGCCAGAGGACAGGUUUCUUUGCAGUUUUAGCCAUAUAUUUGCAGGUGGAUAUGCCGCUGGAUACUACAGUUAUAAGUGGGCUGAGGUGUUGUCUGCAGAUGCUUUCUCCGCAUUUGAGGAUGCUGGAUUAAACGAUGAGAAGGCUGUCAAACAAACAGGGCAAAGGUUCCGGGAAACUAUACUUGCUCUGGGAGGUGGAAAGGCACCAUUAGAGGUGUUCGUGGAAUUCCGAGGCCGUGAACCUUCUCCGGAGGCACUGCUCAGGCACAAUGGCUUGCUGUCGGUCUCAGCUUCUGCUUGAAAUGAGAAAUUAUGAAUCUCUAGCUAGUAAAUUAGCCCCCAAAAGGAGAUUUGGAAGCUUUCAUUCUUAAUUACAUCUUUUUCCCUCUUAGAUCUUUAGUGCUGAUUUUAUGUUGUUACAAUAUUGAAGUAAUAUUGAAGUAAUUUCAAAA